Molecule: messenger RNA, 474 nt
Organism: Laetiporus sulphureus 93-53
Lineage: Eukaryota; Fungi; Basidiomycota; Agaricomycetes; Polyporales; Laetiporaceae
Exons: 3
Coding region: 1-474 (157 amino acids)
Source: RefSeq, a predicted model, not a curated record
AUGCGCAUUGGCGAGCACACCAUCGUUGCAGAUGUGACAACACUGCGACGGCACUUGCAGUGUCACCAUAAGCACAGAUACUACAAGUGGUGCCAGAAAGAAGCUUUCGAAUCGAAGCUUCCGGACGACGUAACAGCCCGAAAGGCAAACAUUGUUGAAGGCUAUAAGACACAGGGCACAUUAGAUGGAUGCGUUCAGAUGGGAGAUGUUGUCGAACGUGUCCUUCCAUAUUCCGAUGAUGCGUUCCAGGCUGUCACAAUACAAUGGCUUGUGGAGACAGAUCAGCCCAUCAGUGCCCUCGAACACCCAGCAUUCGAGAAGAUGAUCCAACUUGCCUCACGUGCCAAGGGCGUCAUCAAGAUCUCUAGACGAUCCACCACAUGGCGUGAAAUCAUCAAUUUAUUUCAUCAAUACUUACGUGACUUGAAGCGGUGUCUGACGGUAUGUAUAUCCUUACUGUGUAGACCCUUUUGA